CAGAGCCACUUUGUGCUCUGGGCCUGGGCUCCAUUCCAUGGUGGGUGGUGUGGGGCAGAGAAGGUGAGGGAGGGCCUCGCAGUCCAUCCUCGGUGGCCUCUGCUUUAGGUGGUCUUCACAGGCAGGUGACGAAUGUGAGGUCUGGUCAGCACCUGUGUGGUGCUGGGGAACCCCCAACUUUCCUGGGCAUGAGUUGCCUGUCUUGCAGCGGGGUGGCGACGUGUCCUCAGAGGGGGCCACGGGUGCUCUGCGUGGGGGACUGGUGGCCUGGGAGCUUGGUGGCAAGUGCAGGGCAGGCCUAGCAGGAGGUCUGGACUGGGAGCCGUAGGCCUUUGUAGAGGCCUGGUUGAGUCCACGUGCAUAGUGGGCUCAGACCCCCAGGCACCCAGGGAGUGCUCCCGGUGAAGUGCUCCUGGUCGGGGAGUGGGACGCAGCCUUGUCCUCCUCCCCACUGAGUCAGUUACCCUGUCCUGGUUCCUUUGGGCCCCAGUCAGCGGCUCUUCUGGGAGGGCCCCCUCCCCCGCUUUUCCUCUUCCUUGUCCCGGGCCCUGGGUGGGUGGGGGGGGGGGUUGGGUGUGUUUGUGUGUGUGUAUGUAGAAUCCAGGCAACAGCCACAGCCUGGAGACAUCUCAGACUUCCCUCUGCCGCCGCCCCACGCCCUGCACGUGGCAUGGUGAUUUGCUGGGCUGGCCAGCAGCCCCAUGCUGGCGACCAUGGGGCAUUUGAAUUUGUUCAGAUACAGAUUGAAGCGAGUCUGAUGCCAGAGGCUCCAGGAUGAGCACUGCUCCCACCCGUACUCUCAGGGUCCCUGCCCAGAUUUGGGACCGUGGACACAGGCCCUGGACGGGGACAGGAUCGCAGGGGCUCUGCACAGCCUCAGGGCUCUUCUUUGCAGGCCACGUGUGUGCACCCCCAGCCCCCCACCUCCCCCCCCCCCCCCCCGGCCCCCGGACUUCCCCCGCGACUGGGGGCGGAGGGCUGGUCAGGGCCAUUGGCCUCAGGUGUGCACUACCCUCUGAACUAGAGGGUGGCCCUGUCAGGCUGCCAUGGUCAUCCAGCAAUAGGUGGCUGAGGUGGAGGGAGUGGGGCGUGGCGGGGCAGAGCCGGCAGAGGCGGGUGUGUGACAGGCCCCGCCCCCAGGGCGCCAUGUUUUGGAAGUUUGACCUGCACACGAGCUCACACCUCGACGCGCUGCUGGAGCGGGAGGACCUAAGCCUGCCCGAGCUACUGGAUGAAGAGGACGUGCUGCAGGAGUGCAAGGUCGUCAACCGCAAGCUGCUGGACUUCUUGCUGCAGCCGCCGCACCUGCAGGCCAUGGUGGCCUGGGUCACCCAGGAGCCGCCCGCCAGCGGGGAGGAGCGGCUACGCUACAAGUACCCGAGCGUGGCCUGCGAGAUCCUGACCUCAGACGUGCCCCAGAUCAACGACGCGCUGGGUGCCGACGAGUCCCUCCUGAACCGGCUCUACGGCUUCCUGCAGAGCAGCGGCAGCCUCAACCCACUGCUCGCCAGCUUCUUCAGCAAGGUCAUGGGCAUCCUUAUCAACCGCAAGACAGACCAGCUCGUGUCCUUCCUGCGGAAGAAGGACGACUUCGUGGACCUGCUGCUGCAGCACAUCGGCACCUCGGCCAUCAUGGACCUCCUGCUGCGUCUCCUCACCUGCGUGGAGCGGCCACAGCUGAGGCAGGACGUGGUCAACUGGCUCAAUGAGGAGAAGAUCGUGCAACGGCUCAUUGAUCAGAUCCACCCGUCAAAGGACGACAAUCAACAUUCCAAUGCGUCCCAGUCCCUGUGCGACAUCAUCCGCCUGAGCCGGGAGCAGAUGAUCCAGGUCCAGGACAGCCCAGAGCCUGAUCAGCUGUUGGCCACCCUGGAGAAGCAGGAGACGAUCGAGCAGCUCCUAAGCAACAUGCUGGAGGGAGAGCAGAGCCAGUCUGUCAUCGUGAGCGGGAUCCAGGUGCUGCUGACCCUGCUGGAGCCCAGAAGGCCAAGGUCUGAGUCUGUGACCGUGAACAACUUCUUUAGCAGUGUGGACGGGCAGCUGGAGCUCCUGGCCCAGGCGACCCUGGACAGCACCGCGGCCAGUGUAGGCGCCCUGCACGCCCUGCGCCCACGCCUUGGCCGUUUCCACCAGCUCCUGCUUGAGCCCCCCGAGCUGGAGCCGCUGCGUACUACAUGGGGCAGCCUGGCCCCACCACUGGGCAACACCCGGCUGCACGUGGUCAAGCUGCUGGCCAGCGCCCUGAGCGCCAACGAUGCAGCCCUGACCCAGGAGCUCCUGGCACUGGAUGUGCCCAACACCAUGCUGGACCUCUUCUUCCACUACGUGUUCAACAACUUCCUGCAUGCUCAAGUGGAGUCGUGUGUGAGUGCCAUGCUGAGCGCUGGGCCUCCUUCCGACAGUGGCCUCGAGACACCUGCUCCAAACCCCGUCGUGAAACAUCUGCUGCAGCAGUGCCGCCUGGUAGAGCGCAUCCUGACCUCCUGGGAGGAGAACGACCUCGUGCAGUCUGCAGGGGGCCCUCGCAAGGGCUACAUGGGCCACUUGACAAGACUGGCCAACGCCCUGGUGCAGAACGCGGAGAAGGGGCCCAACGCUGAGCAGCUGGGGCAGCUGCUGAAGGACCUGCCCAGUGAGCAGCAGGAGCAGUGGGAGGCCUUCGUGUCCGGACCCCUGGCAGAAACUAACAGGAAGAACACAGUGGACCUGGUGAGCACCCACCACCUGCACUCCUCCAGCGACGAUGAGGACGACCGGCUCAAGGAGUUCAGCUUCCCGGAGGAGGCGGUGCUGCAGCAGGCCUUCAUGGACUUCCAGAUGCAGCGCAUGACCUCUGCCUUCAUCGACCACUUUGGCUUCAACGACGAGGAGUUUGGGGAGCAGGAAGAGAGUGUGAACGCACCAUUCGACAAGACCGCCAACAUCACCUUCUCCCUCAACGCCGACGACGAGAACCCCAAUGCCAGCCUGCUGGAGAUCUGCUACAAGGACCGAAUCCAGCAGUUUGAUGACGAGGAGGACGAGGACGAGGAGGAGGGCCAGGGCUCCGGGGAAUCUGAUGAGGAGGAUGGUGCCUGGCAGGGCCGCCAGCUGGCCAGGGGAGCCCGUCUGGGCCAGCCCCCGGGUGUGCGGAGUGGAGGCAGCACAGACAGUGAGGAUGAGGACGACGAGGAGGACGAGGAUGAUGGUGACAGCCGAGCAGCCGGUGGGAGGACCGGGCCCCCCUGUCACCCCGGCCCUGGCCCCCAGCCUCCAGGCCCCAGCUGGCCAGCCACCUUUGACCCAGUGCCUACAGACACCCCGACCGGCUCCCGAGACCCUGGGGAGAAGGAGCCGAGCUCUGGUCUCCUUGCCCCACAGGGGCCCCUCGGCGCUCCCCGGGACCUCUCCGCCCUGCAGCUCAGGUCUCAGGACCCCGCGUCCCCCUCAGCACCUCAGGAAGCCACAGACGGCAGCACAGUAGCGGAGCCCUCGGCCCCCUGCCAGGCCUUGGUCAGCUUCGGGGACCUCCAGGCCACCCUCAGAGGGACACGCUCCACUCCCAGCUCCUUGAACAGUGCAACCAGAGACCCUGCUACCUCCGUCCCAGCCCCCGCGGCCUGCCAGCACCCCCAGACCACAGAGGGGGAGAAGAGCCCAGAGCCCUCAGGGCUCCCCCAAAGCCAGAGUGCCCAGGCCCUUACACCACCUCCGAUGUCCAGCGGCUCUGCCCCGGGAGGGCCAGCAUCCCUGGGCUCCCAGUGAGUGGUAACUGCCUGGUCCUGGUGGUGGCGGCUGAAUUCUCCAUACUCCACGUGGACCCGGCCCAAGUGGGGGCAGGGCGGGUCCCACGAUGGCCCUGUUGCCCCAUCACCCCCUCCCCACCAUCUGCCCCCACGUUCUCUCCUCUGGACUCCCAGGAGCCUGGUGCCAGGGAGACAGGCCCCUACCCACCCCCAUUUGCACUGAGAAAAGAAAUUAUGGAGUUUUGUCUCCUAGAAUAAAGAUACAGAGUCGAGUAGAGAGAAAGGAGAGAGAGAGAGACCUAUAUUAUAUAUUAUAUAGAGAGAGUGGGUGGGUGGAGAGCCAGGAGGAGGCCAGGCGGGCGGGACAGCGGGUUGGACCUUCAUCCCAUCCUGAGGACAUUGCCCCACCACCACCACGCCCCCAGCCUCCGGUGCAGAUGCCCACACCCACACUCGGCUCAGGUCCGCCUCGGGGGAGGGCCCGAGUGGGGGCCGUGCCUUUGCCCAGACCCUUGCCCUGGACCCUGCACUUUGACCCGGGCUGGGGGCUAGAGGACCCCUGCCCGGCCCUGCUGCCUCUGUAGGAGCUGGCAGUCCCCAUCCGAGGGGGUCUCUUUGGGGACAUUCCUGUGGGGCCCUGAUGCACUCACUGAGACUUCCGCACCUCCCAUGGACCCCGGGGCGGGGGGUCGGCAGGGGUCUGGCUGGGGUCCCCUUCCCAUGCCCGAGGGUCUGGGGUCCAGCCCAGCUGCCAAGUGACCUUGUCCCAGCUCCCCCUCCCCAGGCUGGCGUGAGUGUGCGUGUGUUCGUGCCCAGCUUCUAUUUCAUAUUGCAAAUAUAAAUAAAUAAAUACAGUUUAAGAUUCCCA
Lynx canadensis (Canada lynx) is the source of this 4593-nucleotide messenger RNA. RefSeq names its product protein phosphatase 6 regulatory subunit 1 (gene PPP6R1). Lineage: Eukaryota; Metazoa; Chordata; Mammalia; Carnivora; Felidae. Gene Ontology annotation, molecular function: protein phosphatase binding; protein phosphatase regulator activity. The transcript has 23 exons. The record is from RefSeq and is a predicted model, not a curated record. Bases 775 to 3744 code for a protein of 989 amino acids. Gene Ontology annotation, cellular component: nucleus; cytosol.